GCUUUCACCUAACAUGACCGCAGACUCUCUUUCCGGACUCGUGGCACCGCUUUCAGCCAAGCUUAUGCAGAUCUCCGCGCUCCUCAGCGUGGAACACGAUGUCCUGGGUGACAUUGCUCUCUCGCUGCAAAACCAGACGGUCUACGCGGAUCUCUUCCGCGAAUUCACAGCCAUUAUCCCCGCAGAGGUGCAAGGAGACGCGGCGCGAUGCGCGAAGGUGGUUGAAUUGGCAUAUUCGAGGUUCCAGGCCUCACUUACCGGCAGCUGCUUCGACGGUGUAUCGCAGACAGAUGGGUUCGUCCGCCAGGUUAUUAACAUGGCCGAAUUUGCCUUCAGCAUGGGGGGAAAGCUCGGGGAGAUCCCGUUUCUGCUCAUCUACGAUGCUCUCAUCUACACACCGGACUCGCGCGUAGUGCACGAGAUCUGGCACCGGUACGUGAACUCACCGGUUAUACUCGCGCGGUUAAAACAGAUGCGCUUGGUGGGUGCGCGCCGGCCCGGGACGACGCUUGUGUUGCUCGUGAACCAGCUUACGAAGACGCUCCGGCUCGUGCAAUCACCGGAGAACUAUGAUUUUAUGUAUGAAUUGCAGACAUUCAUCGCGGAGAUCUUGCCGUUCAACGAGAUCACCUUUCAGAACCGCUUGCUCGACGUAAACGAGCGCGACGUGGCGGCACGGUAUCCGGGAGUAGCACAGGCUGAAGGGAAGAAGACGAAUGAGAUGAUCUUUCGUGACUUUUGGUACCUCCAGAGCAUCUUCUCCAACCCGUACGACAUCAUGUCGCGCAAGCUCGCGCGCGACUACGAGAUUGAGCGCGGCUUCAUCAAGCUCCAGGGUGCGGUCGACAGCUUACUCGACUACUUGGUGGGACUUGACAAGGACGACAAGAGUUUGAAGGAGCCUGUGGAUCCGUACCGUGUGCUGCCGCUCAAGACGCCCAGGCCGGAGGACCUCGAGAAGUAUGUGCGCGAGGACGUGCGCGUUACGUUUCCCCACACCCCUGACACGUUGGUCAAGUACCUCGAUUUCCACACCAACCGGCUUGUCAUCUUUAACCAGAUCUACAUCCUCUUGAGCUUGUACGACGUGGUGGCGGAGCCCCGAAAGGCGCUCGCCAAAACAGCCAAGUAUGCGGCCAAUCCUGCCGCUAAGGCCAUAGAGACAUCGCCGAUCGAUGUGCUCAACCUGAACCUGUAUGUGCCUGGCCGCGUUGUCAGUUGGCUUGUGAAAACGCGCGCGUCCAUCCCCAGCCACUUCAAGUCCUUGAAGUUGACCACGCUCUAUGUGCAGAGCGUCGUGGCCAGUGACAGCGACCUCACAGCCUGGCUUCCGUACGUGAUCGACGGUUUCCCGGACUUCUGGACCCAACAAGAGCUCAGCGCCGAGCAGCGCGAGGCCACCUUGUCUGAGAUGGCUGCUGCCUUUACUCGCCACCAGGCGUAUAAGAAGCGUUUCUGGACGCAGAUGAUGAACCCGCAAUUGAACAAGGUUUGGAAGGGCCCGCAGGGUGAGGAGAUGACCACUCUACCAAAGAAUGAGGGUGAGUUCAAUGAAGACGAGCGCAAGGUUAAGGAGUGGCGCAGCGCGAGGCGAGCCGACACGUUUGCAGCGUUUCAGGGAGAGGAAGCUGAGGCUAGCGUAGACGAAUUGACGGCGCUUGAUGCGCAGCUUAAGGAGUAUACUGUGGAGUACGAGAAGCACAGUGCUGCGUUGGACUCGAGAAAGCGGUCAGGCGAGGAGAAAGACGAGCCAAAACCGGCUAAAAGAGCAAAGUUGGAGUACUGAUGGGCUGUAAUUUAGAUAUCAAGGAAGAUAGCAUAUGUGGAGGGUAGGAUACUUGGGAUCAGAUAGGUGGCCUAUUGAUUAAUAUCGAGAAACGUAGAGGAAUUAAAUGAUAAUAUCCGAUUAUGCUGC
Molecule: messenger RNA, 1915 nt
Organism: Babjeviella inositovora NRRL Y-12698
Lineage: Eukaryota; Fungi; Ascomycota; Pichiomycetes; Serinales
Exons: 1
Coding region: 14-1786 (590 amino acids)
Source: RefSeq, a predicted model, not a curated record